AUGGAAACAUUAACAACCUGCCCUGUUUGUUAUUCAAGAUACACCCACAAUGACCAUCUCCCACUAAUCCUCUCAUGCGGCCACACAUUUUGCAAAAUCUGUGUUUCCCAAAUAUCUAAAUGUCCUUUAUGCCGAAAAACUUCAACAAGUGCAGCCACGAAUCUUUUAGUUUUCCAAGUAAAUUCAGCACCCUCAAAGCCCUGUUCUCACUCUCCUAGGUAUCUUUAUUGCCCUCUCUGCAGUUAUGCUUUAUGUUUAGAAUGUGUAGUGUAUCAUAAUUUGCAUGGGGUGCUCCCUCUUUCUGACAGUUCAAUAUCGCCAGUCACUAAAGAAAAAUUGGAAUCUGCAAGCAAGAAAUUAAAAGAUUCCAAUAAAUUAAUUCAAGACACACUGAAUAGAAUAGGUUUAUUACAUAACAAAAUAAAUAUAGAAAAAGAGGAAUAUGUAAUAAACAUCAAAGAAAAAAUUCAAGAGGUAAGAGAGGCACUAGACCAAAAAGAAUUAGAACUAUUAGAAGAGCUAGAAUGCAUGAUAAGGCCAAUCACGUCAAAACUUGAAGGAAUUUCUGCAGAAUUCCAAGCAGCUUUGAAGUUCAAUAAAGCAGAGCUAAAAUAUAUAGAAGAUCUUGGAAAAAUGGAAAUUAAAGACCAAAUUGAAAAAUUCAGGACUUUUCAAGUAAGGUCUAUUAAUGCAAAAAUCGUCGAUCCUAUAGGAGAAAGAGCGGAGGAGUUUAAAGGAAUUAGUUUUGACAUUGAAAAAUUACUGUUACAUAUAAAAGAUUUAGGAAAACCAGAAAUCCCAUUGCAUAAGAAAUUUUUUAAUUUCUAA
This is a messenger RNA of Blepharisma stoltei, 828 nucleotides long. The record is from the annotation of a GenBank genome assembly. NCBI's taxonomy places the organism in Eukaryota, Ciliophora, Heterotrichea, Heterotrichida, Blepharismidae.